Messenger RNA from Drosophila santomea, 835 nucleotides. RefSeq lists its product as uncharacterized. The coding region runs from base 106 to 696 and encodes 196 amino acids. The transcript has a single exon. NCBI's taxonomy places the organism in Eukaryota, Metazoa, Arthropoda, Insecta, Diptera, Drosophilidae. The record is from RefSeq and is a predicted model, not a curated record.
UAGCCAGUGUAUUUCAUUCAGAUAAAGCACAAGCUUUCAAGUUUUCAUUCCAAAUUCAGACAACAUACGUAUAUCAACACCGUGCAACAACAUAAGCCUCUCACAAUGUCCCGUAUGAUUAACAGGGAAGAAAUUCCCAGAGACAGAGGAUUGGCCCAGGAGUUAAGAAGUGAAAUAACCCGCAACUCGGCGGAGUUCAGUUUCAACUUUUGGCAGGAGUUCGAAAACAUCCGGUCGACCCAGCGAAACCGCAUGAUGCAGGAGCGCUUGCAGCGGGAAAGGAUUACCACAUUGAUUCGGGAUGGUCAAGAGGAGGCCAACCAGGAGGCGGAGGCCCUAAGCCGAUCGAUCAGCGCCCAUGGCAUCACCUCGACCACGUUGCCAUCAGCAUUGUCAGCAAUUCCCACUGUGUCUAUGGUGAAGAACUCCUUGGUUCAAGGACUCCAAAAUGUGUCUAAUCGCGCGAGUUCGGGUGUCAAAAGGAAGUCGCCGAAGCAGAAGUUCCAAGCACCCAAGACAAAUAAGCCCAAACAAAGGAACGAGUCCGAAGGUGAACCCACCCUGCCAUCUCCAGCCCCCUCCCACAUUCCCAGCGCACCACCACCCUCCCGGGCCACGAUGGUCACCACGAAUAUCUCCAACGGGGUAACUCCCAAUAUUUCAAAGUAUCGAUUGGCCAACAAGCCCAAAAAGUGAUCUUUCUUUUUGGGUCAAGGAUACAAAACGUUGGAUGCUCUUUUAGUAAUAAAAAUACAUGAAUUACAUUACCAUAAAAUACACAAUAUAUUAAUAAUAAUAAAUAAUAGUAUCUAUUUCUGAGUUAUACUCAACAAAA